Tripterygium wilfordii is the source of this 456-nucleotide messenger RNA. RefSeq lists its product as uncharacterized. Lineage: Eukaryota; Viridiplantae; Streptophyta; Magnoliopsida; Celastrales; Celastraceae. Bases 1 to 456 code for a protein of 151 amino acids. The record is from RefSeq and is a predicted model, not a curated record. The transcript is spliced from 2 exons.
AUGUUGUUAGGUACUUCUAAGCAUACUUCUCCUCUGGAUGCUAAUGUGUUGCAUAGUGGUCCUUGCCUUGAUCAAAGUUCUCAGAAUCUUUUACUGGCUCCUGUUACUUCUGAAGAUAUUAAGGAUGCUUUAUUUUCUGUUGGAAAUGAUAAAUCUUCUGGGCCAGAUGGUUAUUCUUCUUUUUUCUUCAAGAAGUCUGGGGUGUUGUUGGUGAGGAUUUCUGUGCUGCUGUUAAGGACUUCUUUGUUUCUGGUAAUUUCAAAAAUCCUAGCUGCUAGAUUAGCUAAGGUCCUGCAUGGCGUUAUUGGUCCUACUCAGAAUGCCUUUUUGGGAGGAAGAAAUAUGAUUGACAACAUUACCCUGGCUCAAGAGCUGUUAAGGAACUAUGGUAGGAAAAGAGCUUCUCCUAGAUGUCUUUUAAAGAUAGAUUUCAAGAAGGCUUUCGAUUUUGUCUAG